AUGUUCACGCAAGCCGGCGCGAGUGAGAAAGCGUACCUGAGACGAAAGCGGAAAUACAAACAAACAGCUCGCCGCGUCCCUGACUCGAAACGGGAACCGUUGAUUGCCCUUGCCCACGCGACCACCCUAGCCAGUGACGGUGGCGGCGAACAAUGGAGCCGUUGGGUCGCAGCGGCCGGACAAGGUGGCAUUGGGUCGCGACGUUCUAGUGUGUCAACCCCAGAGUCAAGUCAAAGAAAAAAUGCCUACAGCUCUCGUUGCUGA
Molecule: messenger RNA, 264 nt
Organism: Akanthomyces muscarius
Lineage: Eukaryota; Fungi; Ascomycota; Sordariomycetes; Hypocreales; Cordycipitaceae
Exons: 5
Coding region: 1-264 (87 amino acids)
Source: RefSeq, a predicted model, not a curated record